This is a messenger RNA of Scatophagus argus, 2879 nucleotides long. RefSeq lists its product as uncharacterized. The record is from RefSeq and is a predicted model, not a curated record. Lineage: Eukaryota; Metazoa; Chordata; Actinopteri; Scatophagidae. Bases 369 to 1460 code for a protein of 363 amino acids. The transcript has 8 exons.
AAGAUUCGCCUCAAGGAUGUGUUCUCAUAAGAUUUGCUUGCUAGGGAUGUGACCUUAUCAUACCAUAUGAGGCUAACGGAUGUUCGAAAGAAAAGCAUUUCCCACAGCUCCUAAACGUCUCACGACUACCUCCAUAGAAACGCCCUUUUGGGUGGGCCCAGACGAAGCUCACUAUCCGUCCGUGUGUAAUUAAUUAGAGUACAUGCAGUACGCACUGUUUGCACUGUACAACGUAUGUAUAUUGAAGUGUCAUUCGUGAAGUGUUGACAAACUGAUAAACUUAACAUAUCUUACAGUGCGCUUAACUGGUCGACCACGCUUUACGCUGGACACGGGUUUAACGUUAAUGUCUGCAGUCACAACAGAAGAUGAUUGUGUUGCUGUUGCUGGCUUUCUGUUUUUCUGAGGGUCUCUCAUAUGAUAAUAACUACUAUGGAGGCACAUUCAGAAUAAUCAUGCACAAAAGGGCUCAAUCCAUCGAGUUCACUUCAAGGCGCAGCUCAGAAGUGAAGAUUUUGUGGAAACGUGAUGACCCUCCAGCCAGCGAGGACAGUAGGCGGAGGGUGAUAUAUGGCCAUUUUGUAAUUAGUAACCUAACCCAGCAAGACAGUGGCCGCUACAUAAUGAGAGACAAGGAUAAACUACCAUUGUAUGUCAAGACCAUUGAGGUUAGAGCAAAGGAGGAGGUUUAUGUUCUGACAGAAGGUGAACGCUUCAGUAUCAGUUUUUAUCUGGAACCACAGUUCUGCAACAUUUACUUCUUCUCAUACAUUAACCAUGGAUUGGUAGAGACUAAGAUUGUGCUUGAUGGCCGGCUGGUGGACAGUAUGUCUCAGUGCUCAGGGAUUCGUCUGUUAAAGCCUUGUGGGAUUUUAAAUGAGGACCUCGAAAUGCCAUGCAGAGGGCGCUAUGAGAUCAGAGAUUCAAAUGGCAACAAUGCCUUAAUGGUGACAUUGGAAAUGGAGCGACUGGAUUCUGAUACUUCUGCUAGUGGUGUUGGCAUUGGUCUGUUCACCAUCAUCUUUCCCUGCUGCUGUACCUGCUUGUGGCACUGCUGCUGUCAUAGGGGCUCCUCCAAAAAGGGCCAAUCUGAAACCCCUGAUGGUGAUCAAGAGCCUGUUGGACAGAGACCAGAACAACACAGUCCUCUUCCCCCUGCCACACGCAACCCAACUCAGCCCCCUCAUACUCCAACUGGCCCACUGAUACACCCUCCUCCUGCUAUGGACACGCCGCCAGCAUAUUCUGAGAUACACCCUCCUCCUGCUAUGAACACGCCGCCAGCAUAUUCUGAGGUUUCAGCUCAAACAGAGGAUCCGGACCCUCCAGCUGUCCCUGUCGACUCUGACCCCGAGGUGCGGUUUGAACUGCAGGGGAUGGCCUUUCCCUCUGCUCCCCUACUCAGUUCAGACUCAGGUUGCAGUGACGUUUAUACCUCAGAUAAACUCAACUUCCUCUGAAUGCCUUGAUUUUGAAAAAUGCUGUUUACAUUUGGUUUAGUAAGUUAUUAAUUAGUGUGACAUUAAUGUCAACAUUUUUAGAAAAAAUACAGUUCUUGGAGUCUCUGUUGCACUGGUCUCAGUCAAAACAUUGUCUGGCACAUAAACCCCCCAUAAAACAGCCAGUUUUCACAGUUUUGUAUGGUCAAAAGGGAUGUAACAUGUUAAUUUGUGAGCUUUAGAGGUUUUGCUUUGCAAAUAUGGUCACCUCUAUGUGUAGCCAAGCUAGCUGAGCUAAGCUAAGCUAACCAGGUUGCUGGCUGCAGCUUCAGAUUGCAGAUGUGAGGGUGGUCUCAGAAAAAAGCAAAGCAUAUUUCAUAAGGUGAGAAGAGUAUUCUUUAAAUAUCUGCACUAUUUUUAUGGCGAAAAAAACCCCCCAAGAAACAACAUUAGAGCCUUCAGAUGCCACACGUUUGACGAGCAGAGCAUGAAAAUUUGUACCCAAGGACGAUCAGAGCCACAGGGAAAUGUACUCACUGUGCUUUCAUGUACUCAAAACUGACAGUGCCUGUGCUUUUUAAAAUUAUUUUCUACCUCAUGAGUCUCACUUAAAGAAUCUGGUCACUUUCUCAUAGUACCGAGUGAAUAGUUUCCUCUCCUUGUUCCUGUGCUUCUGUCGGGGAUAUAGUAUUUAAUGCAGAUCAGUUUGAAUUUUCAGGUAAGACACAUACACACACGUGUCUGUGUGUCUGUGUGUGUGUAUAUAUACACACACACAUAUAUAUACUGUAUAUAUAAUAUAAAGACUUGUAAUAUUUGGUGCUUAUAUAGUUGUAUAGUUACUUCAAAUGAUAUAUAGUUACUUCAAAUAUAGUUAUAGUUAACUUCAAAUGAGCUGAAGAUGUUUUUUCAUAUAUAUAUAUCUAGCGAUGUAUAUAUCUAUAUAUAUAUAGCUUGUGUAUUGCAGGACCACUUUCAUUUGUUCAGGUGAGAUACGCACUCAUAUUGAGACAUUGUGACAAUGAUAAUGUCACAAGCACUGUUGGCCAUUGGAAAGUGGCGCAAUGGCAUUUAAAAACCUCUGGUGCUACACUCGAUGUCAAAACUACACCAUGAAUCGAUUACCUCAUAAUUCUAACUUUAGAUAAAUCUGUCAAUAUAAGCCAUAAGAAUCAUUACCGCUCCAAUGUGCUUUGUCUCUUUUUAUGAUUCACUUGUAUACUAAACACUACACUAACUCUGUGUCAGGGUUUUUUUGCAUGUCAUUGCCUAUUGGGGAAAUAUGAAGGGGUAGAGCUGAUUUUUUUUGUUUACGCACUAACCAGCUGGAGCCUUUUUUAAGAACAUGAUGAGAACAUGUUUAAACUAGUGAGUAUUUUGGGUUUGUAACUUUGUGUAUUUGGACUUUCUGUCAGGUGCAUUAAAGCAAACAAAACUUUA